Messenger RNA from Electrophorus electricus (electric eel), 3198 nucleotides. It is a transcript of the gene slc7a10b, whose product is annotated as solute carrier family 7 member 10b. The record is from RefSeq and is a predicted model, not a curated record. Gene Ontology annotation, cellular component: membrane. Lineage: Eukaryota; Metazoa; Chordata; Actinopteri; Gymnotiformes; Gymnotidae. Gene Ontology annotation, molecular function: neutral L-amino acid transmembrane transporter activity; L-amino acid transmembrane transporter activity. Gene Ontology annotation, biological process: D-alanine transmembrane transport; D-serine transmembrane transport.
CUGAGUUUGCUUUUCGUAGGGUAACUGAAAUGGAUGGAGCAGAGCGGAAAAGAAGUGUCUGCGCCAAGCCAGAGCCAGAGGCUCAGCAGAGCAUAACGACAGACAGGGAGGUAAAGCGCGACACGAUUCCCGAGCGAGUGACACUCAAAAAAGAAAUAGGACUACUGAGCGCUUGCACUAUUAUUAUUGGUAACAUCAUAGGAUCUGGAAUCUUCAUCUCUCCUAAAGGCGUUCUCGAGCACUCAGGUUCUGUUGGGUUGGCUCUGGUGGUAUGGAUGUUAGGAGGCUGCAUAGCUGCGCUUGGCUCCCUCUGUUAUGCUGAACUUGGCGUCACUAUCCCCAAGUCAGGCGGCGACUACUCAUAUGUCACAGAGAUUUUUGGGGACCUUGUCGGGUUCCUGCUGUUGUGGAGUGCAGUGCUAAUCAUGUACCCCACCACUCUGGCUGUCAUAGCCCUCACCUUCUCCAACUAUGUCCUGCAGCCUGCCUUUCCUAACUGUGUCCCUCCAUAUAUGGCCACGCGAAUGCUCUCCGCGACCUGCAUAUUAUUUCUGACAUGGGUGAACUGCUUCAGCGUGCGUCUGGCCACACGUAUCCAAGAUAUCUUCACUGUGGGGAAGCUUCUGGCUCUGGGCCUCAUCAUAGCUGUAGGACUGCUUCAGAUCUAUAAAGGUGACUACGAGGGCCUUACUCCACAGGUAGCAUUUGAGUUCUAUAAGACUCCAUCCGUGGGGCAGAUUGCGCUGGCCUUCCUUCAGGCCUCCUUUGCCUUUAGUGGCUGGAACUUCCUCAACUAUGUCACAGAAGAGGUGGUGGACCCCAGGAGGAACCUUCCACGUGCUAUUUACAUCUCCAUUCCCCUGGUGACUUGUGUGUACACACUCACCAAUAUUGCCUACUUCUCCUCCAUGUCUCCAGAGGAGCUGCUGGCCUCCAAUGCUGUGGCUGUUACAUUUGGAGAGAAACUGCUUGGAAUGUUCUCCACCCUCAUGCCCAUCUCUGUGGCCCUGUCCACCUUCGGAGGCAUUAAUGGCUACCUCUUCACCUCAUCCAGACUUUGUUUCUCUGGUGCGAGAGAAGGACACUUACCCAGCCUACUGGCUAUGAUUCACUUUAAGAGCUGCACCCCCAUCCCUGCCCUGCUUGUCUGUUGCACUGCAACAAUUGUAAUAUUGUGCAUUGGUGAAACACACAAUCUUAUAAACUAUGUAUCCUUCAUCAACUACCUCUCUUACGGAGUCACCAUUGCUGGCUUGCUGUAUUACAGAUGGAAGAAGCCAAAUCUGUACAGACCUAUCAAGGUGAGUCUGCUGGUGCCUUUGUGCUACCUGAUGUUCUGGGCACUGUUGCUGGGCUUCAGCCUGCACUCGGAGCCUGUGGUGUGUGGCGUGGGACUGGUCAUUAUGCUCACUGGGGUGCCUGUGUACUUUCUGGUUGUGUAUUGGAAAAACAAACCAAAGUGUGUCUAUGACUUCACUGAGUGGGCCACAUAUCUGGGUCAGAGAGUGUUUUUUGUGGUUUUCCCCCAUAUUGACCCCACUGAAGCCACAACAUCAUCAAAAUGGAAUGACAAGUCUUCUGUCACAAGCACAGCUGCUGGCCCUGUCUAACCUUUAUAUUUUUGUCUGUUUAAGAGAACAAACAUUUCAUGCUUCUUGGGUAGGUGGAUGGUGGGUUAUGUGAGUGCCCCUUGUUUUAAAGCCCUGGAGUAUGAUUCUUGGGUUAGUUUUCAAAUGCGAAUGUCCAUGUGUUAAUUCAUGGGCCUUGCACAAUGUUUUUCUCCCCUUUUGUGUUUGCACCAUUUCAUGCAAAAUAAUGUCAUGUGUAUGUUAACGUUUAAAAUAGAUUUCCAAUGCUUUAUAGAUGUACUUGUAAAUAUAUAUUAAAUGUUUCUAAUCAGUUAUUUGAUUUAUGUAAAUGUUUCCCAUUACCUUUAAACUAUGUUUUACUGUGUAUAUACUGAAAUCAAUUCUUCAGAAGUACCGUAUAACUGGGAUUAUAAUACUCUGAUUUAUGGUCACUGUAAUUCUUUAUAUUAAGAAUUAUGUCCAGAUUGCCUUUUUAUUACAUGCUUUACAGUGGUAACUGCUUGCUCAAUAAGAUCUUGAAGGCAUACAUAAAUUUGGGACAAAUAAGGAUUAGUGAUCAGAGUAUUUAUUAAGUGGCAUUUGGUGAAGUAUACAAGACUUGCGUGAGGUGCUAAAAGUCCCGCACGGUCCGCGUCCGUUACCUCUUUAAUCCAGCUCUUAAAAUCUGGAGUUCAGGGAUGCAUUUUCAGUCUUGUGAAUGAACUCAGAAUCAUAAUUCAGUGACAACCACUAUUACUAUCUGAUCAAGUAUGCAUUUCAGUAACAGAUGAGGGUGCAUGACAAACUGCAUCUUACUCCUUAUAAAAUCAUUGUUUUUUGUUGUUGUUGUUUUUUGUUUUUGUUUUUUUUAAAGUGGUUAAGAACUCAAUCUAAUUUUGUAUCAAUUUUUUAUUAUGUUUAUUUUCUAAUAUGUGUUUCAUUUUUAGGAGUACUUUCAAAUAGUUUCAUUGAGAUCAUAGUUCUCUGCACAAAAACUUAAACCUCUCUGUAUCUCAUUCCUGGGCAGCUGUGGAAACAAACUGCACUAACUAUUGCACAUUGCUAAUUUAAAAAAUUAUCAGUGUUGUUCUAUUCUAAUGUAAGUAUGUCUGAGCUGUUAUGUACAUCCUGCUGUCAGUACCCUUUCACAGUAUGGUUUCAGCAACAACAGAAAGCUUUAUCAGCUAUACUUAAAUAUUAGCUCAUGGCCUUUUCUCCAGCAUGGGCCAAGACCACCUGUAGUCGAUUUGCUGUAAAUAAUUUGCAGGGACCCUGGACUGGAUAGUAAUAAAUGUAGCCAAUUGUUUUACACGUCUUGAUCAAGUACAUAAUAAACAAAAUAAUGUAGAGGUACAACACUCUACACAGAAAUCAAGGGACAUUAUUGCACUUUGUUAGUUACCGUUAAGUUGUACUUUUUUUCGUCUUGCUCCUAUUUGCCUAUGCAGAGUUUUAAAGGAUUCAUUUUGCAAUGGCUAAAAAUGACAUGUGAAACUGUAAAUUAUUUGUAAAGUUUAUUUUCAGUGGAAGAGAUGUUUAAUUUUAACUGUACCUAGAUGUUUACUGAUCCUUAAUGUUUUUGUAAGUGAUGAGAUGAUUUAACAGUUAGCACAGUUAAUAAAGUAUGAGU